GUCAAAGCAUCCCAACUCCCGCCUCCUCCUCGUCUAAAACCACUCGCUUCCAAACAAUCCAAACCUUCCAUGCCAUUUGGCAUUUUUGGCUUUGCUUCUCUUCUCUUCCUUUGCUUUGGCUCUUCCCCAAAAUCACAAGACCCAAGAAAGAAAGAGAGAGAGACAAAACAACAGAUCAUCUUUGCAGCACUGUAUUGGCACUGUACCGCUCGACAUGAACGGCGAGGAGGCUCCGGCCGGGAGCGGCGGCGGCGGCGGUGGAAGGGCGGAGAUCGACACGUCGGCGCCCUUCGAGUCGGUGCGCGAAGCCGUCGACCACUUCGGCGGCGGCGCCGCCGCCGUCUGGAGCUCCUGCCUCGUCAACCGCAUGCUCACUCCCCCGAAGGAACAUGACCAGAUGAAUGGGCAGACCUUGCAGCUAGAGAAGGAGCUCAUCAUCAAGGAAAGCCAGACGCUUGAUGUGCUCAAAGAAUUAGAGUCCUCCAAAAGGAUCAUUUCGGACUUGAAGCUAAAAGUGCAGAAUGAUUCAGCCAUCACUGGACACCCGGGCCAAACUGAAGCACCAGGUGCAGGGCCUGAGGAGAGGCGCUCUUCUGAAAAUGUUGAAACUGAUGGGGAAUUGGGUGGCCUGGAUUCACAGAAUCUGCAGCCUCCAAGUUCAGUGCUAAUGCAGCUUGAGCAGGCAAAAGCGUACUUGACCAGAACCACAGCUGAUCUAGCCGAGAUAAGAGCCUCCGUUGAGUCGCUGUGCAAUGAGAUAGCAAAAGAGAAAAUCUUGGUGGAGAGAAGUCGAGAGAAGGUUUGCUCCAACACAUCCUUGAUCUCUUCGCUGGAGGGUGAAUUGGAUCGCACUACACAUAAGCUGCAAACGCUGAAUGAUAGGCAAAGAAGGCGCGAGGAUUCGUCACACAUUCUGAUGGAGAUCAAGAAGGUGACAUCAGAGAUAGAGCAGCUCAAGAGCGCAUCAAAUGCAUCGAAAUCUGAAGCUACGAUGUUGGCUGCCGAAAUUGAGCAGACAAAGGCAAGCAUUGCAACCGCUGAGGUGAGGUGUCUUGCAGCCAAGAAGAUGGAAGAUGCAGCAAGAGCAGCAGAAGCUCUUGCACUUGCUGAGAUCAAGGCCCUACUUAGCGGUGAAGCUUCAGCUGGAGAUCUCCAGGGUACUGAUGGAGUGAACUUGUCCUUGGAAAAGUAUUUUGAGCUUGCUUCAAAAGCUCAAGAGUGUGACGUCAGCUCGAGGAAGAAGAUUGAAGCGGCAAUGUUGCAGGUGGAAGAAGCCAACCGAUCAAAAUCCAACUCGCUCAACAAGCUGGAGGAAGCUAAAUUGGAAUUUGAGAAAUGCAAAAUUGCACUGCAGGAUGCUCUGAAGAGGGCACACGCUGCCAAUCGGGGGAAGCUCGCAGUGGAAGAGUCUGUUCGUAGAUGGCUAUCUGAGAGUGGCUACAAGAGGCACUCAUUUCAUGAUUCUUCCAAGUUAAAAAAUGCAGCAGAUAUCACUGACGUUUCAAAGAGCUUCUUGAAGCCAACACUGUCAAUUGGGCAGAUAUUGAAUCUGAAGCUAAUGGGACCUGAUGGGUAUGACAAAAGCGUUUGGGAUGAUACAACUGAAGCUUCAAAUGUUUCACUUGGUCAGAUCCUGAACCGGAGGAAUGCUGUUUUCUGUAACAGUGAUAUAACUUCUCAGAAGAUAUUGUCAGGAAAAAGGAAGAAAUUUGCCUUCACAGGGCUUUCAGUUUUGUUGGCAAAACAAGCCAAGAGGCAAGAGCAAGAGAAAUAGAGGAUCAGAUUAGAGCCUAUCUGCCCAAGGUUUACCUAAGCCUGAAACAGUAGGUGAUGAAUGUUGUGACCACUAUUUCCAUGUUCAUGUAUGUUAGUUGGUUCUGGCCCUGCGUCCUCUGAAUCUGUUAUUGCCCUCUCACACAUGAUUUCUCUAGGAUGACUGGUUGCGGAUUAGGAACGUAAAACUGACGGUAUUGCAGUCCUUUCUAUAAAUUUGCAACUAUGCUUAACAUGAGUGAGGCCACAAGAUGAGCUGUUAGUA
This is a messenger RNA of Oryza sativa Japonica Group (Japanese rice), 2038 nucleotides long. Its product is annotated as WEB family protein At2g38370. Gene Ontology annotation, biological process: chloroplast avoidance movement; chloroplast accumulation movement. Gene Ontology annotation, cellular component: cytosol. The record is from RefSeq and is a predicted model, not a curated record. NCBI's taxonomy places the organism in Eukaryota, Viridiplantae, Streptophyta, Magnoliopsida, Poales, Poaceae.